Molecule: messenger RNA, 1937 nt
Organism: Leptidea sinapis
Lineage: Eukaryota; Metazoa; Arthropoda; Insecta; Lepidoptera; Pieridae
Product: serine protease inhibitor dipetalogastin-like
Exons: 4
Coding region: 1-1878 (625 amino acids)
Molecular function (GO): protein binding
Source: RefSeq, a predicted model, not a curated record
AUGAGCCAACAAAAAGUGAGAGAAUUAAUAAAAAAUAACCAAGAACCUAUCUUAGUGGUCAAUAAUGGAACGUGUUCAGAGAGUUGUAUAUGUUCAUUCAUUUAUCAACCAGUUUGUGGGAGCGAUGGAAAGACAUAUUCAAACACAUGUCAACUAGAAUGUCGAAACAAGGAAUUGAUAAAAAAUAACCAAAAUCCCAUCUCAGUAAUAAGUAAUGGAACAUGUCCUGAACCUUGUAUAUAUACAACUGAUUACGUUCCAGUUUGUGGGAGUGAUGGAAAGACAUAUUCAAAUAUAUGUCAACUGGAAUGUCGAAACAAAGAAUUAUAUAACAAUAAUCAACAACAAAUCUCUGUAGUGAGUAAUAGUACUUGCACUGAUGCAUGCGUGUGUACAAAAGACUAUGCACCAGUAUGUGGAAGUGAUAAUAAGACAUACGCUAAUGAAUGCCAAUUAAUAUGCCAUAAUAAAGAAAAAGAAAAGAAUAACCAACAGCAAGUUACUAAAAUACGCGAUGGAAAUUGUCUGGAAAAUUGUAUUUGUCCAUUUAUAUACAAACCAAUUUGUGGUAGUGAUGGGAAAACAUACGGAAAUGAUUGCGAGCUCGGUUGUGAGAACAUAAAAUCAAAACUACAUCCUAUAAUAAAAAUCAAAGAUGGGGUAUGUACCGAACAAUGUGUAUGUUUAGAAAUCUAUCAGCCUGUGUGUGGUAGUGAUGGAAAAACUUAUAGCAGCGUAUGUAAACUGGACUGCAAAAAUAAAGAUUUGUUAGCGAUGGGUCAAUCACCAAUCAAUGUCGUUAGCAAUAGCACCUGUGAUAAAAUGCCUUGUUCAUGUCCCACAAUUUACCAACCUAUUUGCGGAAGUGACAACAAAACCUAUAGAAAUGGCUGUGAUUUCUUAUGCUACAAUACUGAAUUACAAAAACAAGGUAAAUCUCUUAUAACAAAAGUAAGUGAUUCUGAAUGUGUGGAAAUUUGCAUUUGCCCUGAAACAAAUGCACCUGUGUGUGGCAGUGAUGGAAACACAUACAAAAACGAAUGUCAACUUUUAUGUAAAAAUAAAGAGAUUGAACCGGAUCAAGAACCUAUUUAUAUUGAAUAUAAUGGACCAUGCGAUGAUAGUUGUAUUUGCCCUGCUGUAAUACAGCCUGUGUGUGGUAGUGAUGGACAAACAUACGCAAACGAAUGUGAAUUGAAUUGUGAAAGUAUAAUUCUUGCGCGUGUCGGCCUAUCACCUCUUACCAUAUUUGAUAACCAACCAUGUAAAAAGUCGUGCAAUUGCUACGAUUCAAUAAUUCCUGUUUGUGGAACCGAUGGAAAAUCUUAUAAGAAUAUUUGUAUGUUACGCUGUUCCAAUAUAAACAGUCAAUCUUCAGAUGGACCAACAAUAAGACUGCAUUACAGCGGAGGCUGUCGAGGAUGUCAGUGUAACAGAAAAAAUAACUUGGUAUGUGGGAGCGAUGGAAAUACUUAUAGUAAUAUAUGCUGGCUGAAUUGUGAAAGUUUUAGACUGCAAACAUUUGGAAGACAUCCUAUAGCUGUUGUUCAUAAAGGUCGCUGUGGUGUAUGCUCCUGUACUGAAGAUUAUGAUCCUGUUUGUGCCAGUGACCGAAACACGUACCAGAAUAGAUGUUUCGUUGGAUGUGAAAAUAAAAUUAGAAAGAGCCAAAAGAGAUGCCUUCUAAGUAUUGUACAUCAAGGACGUUGUUUAAAUUUAGGUCAUUAUAAUUGCAACGAAUGUCCAUUACUUUACCGGCCUGUAUGUGGUAACAACAACAAAACGUAUUGGAAUUCAUGCUGGUUAUUCUGCAGUCAAAAUAACAUAUUAACUGGAAACAUUUUAUCUAUGAGAACUCAAAAAAUCGGUCCAUGUUAAGUAAAUUUUGUAAUUUUUAUUUAUUAUAGAGUGUAUAAUAAAAUAAAAUAUACAGGCAA